AUGUACUCAGAAUAUUACGACGUCCCCUCGCUCCCGCCUCUCGAGCUCUCGGACGACCCCACGUUUCUUGACCACCUCCACAUCGAGCGCGUCUGUUUCUACCCGGAAUUCGCGCCACCGAACCCAGACAAGCACCUGCGCGAAUGUUGGUGCCGUUGCGAGGCGCUGCCUUUCAACACGCUCAUCAACCAUCUCAACUCGCUCCCCAGCACCAAACGGGAGUACUGGGACUACAUGCUCGAGCUCGCCACCCGGUAUCUCUCCGGAUGGGGGACAGACACCGGCUGCCCGGACACCCAAGAGGCCCUCGUCGUCCUCCGCACGCUCACGCGCGACGCGCUCGAGCCCGCGCCCCCGCUCUCCCCGUCCAUGCUCGCCCUCCCAGCCACCCCGCGAAGCCGUGCGCCGGCCCGCCCCCCCGCCCGGCCUGCCGCGCCCCCGACCGCACCCGCAGACGUACUCGCGCGCGCGUACGCGCUGGCGACGUACGCGGCCUACGCCGAGUGCACGACGCCGUCCGCGGCGGCGCUGCGCCACUUCGACCCGGUCGGACACUUGCUGCUCGCGGUCGCGUGCGCCGCGGAGGCCGCGCGGCUGUCGACCCCGCGGCGCCCACCGGGGACGACCGUCACGCAUGUCGCGGGCGUGCUUUGCGACCUCGCGGACGGGCUCGGGCUGGAGCUCGCGCCGUGGGAGUGGCUGCGGCCGCUCGUCGGGCUCGCGCGCACGAUGAGGCCUGCCGUCGUGAGAUCGCGACGCCCGACGUCGGGACAGUGGGGCGACGUGCGCAUCACGCGCAGGAUGGUCGCUGCGUUUGGACGGCGCGAGGCGCUCCUAAAGCAGGAUGGUCGGAUCGAGAGCGUGCCGACGCUGAGCGAGGAAGAGGCGGUGGGAUGCUUGGGGUCCCUCGCGCUCGAGUGCAUGUAG
Messenger RNA from Epithele typhae, 927 nucleotides. RefSeq lists its product as uncharacterized. The record is from RefSeq and is a predicted model, not a curated record. The transcript is spliced from 3 exons. Bases 1 to 927 code for a protein of 308 amino acids. Lineage: Eukaryota; Fungi; Basidiomycota; Agaricomycetes; Polyporales; Epitheliaceae.